Molecule: messenger RNA, 1701 nt
Organism: Eruca vesicaria subsp. sativa (arugula)
Lineage: Eukaryota; Viridiplantae; Streptophyta; Magnoliopsida; Brassicales; Brassicaceae
Source: the annotation of a GenBank genome assembly
CAAUAAGCCCUCUGCGGUGCCUUUCGGCAAGGCGGGAAAAUCAAAGUUAAACACAUCUCUUGCUUUGCUUCAUUCCAUUCUCCCGAAUCAGAUUUUGGUUCCUCUCUUCAGUAUAUUUCCGAAAUCAAGAAGCACGGAACUUGACCGAAGCCAAAAUUGAUGGCGGCCCACGAGUAUCCAAGGUUCUCUCGCUCUGACAUCAUCACCGUUCUCACAGAGUUCAACAUCGCUUCCGUCAAGGACGCCGAUCUCAGAAACCCUACUUUCGACUCCGUCUCCGACCUCUACACCCGAAUCCUCAUCUAUCUCGACGUCCUCAACGAAGAAGAGAAAGGGCAAGUCGAUUUCGAGGCUCUGGAGCAACUGGAGAAUCCGGAUCAUCACACCACUUCAGCUCCGGCUAUGAUUCUUUACGUCAAACUCAAAGAUACGUUGGAGAUGGUGGACUGUCCACUAAACAUCAAUUUCAAGGAUCUGAUACGUCCAGACUCUUCCCGCACCGAGUAUUUCAUCAGUGCCCUUUUGAACUAUGGUCUACACAAGGAGUCGAAAAUGGAGCUUAUAAGACCAGUGAUGGAAGAGUUGUCUCUUCUUGAUGAGCAACGGAUGCAAUGGGAGGCCAAGAUUGCUCAGUUGAAUGCAGAGAUUGCAGAGUUUGAUGAAGCCUCUGAAAGAGAUUUGCCUUUUGUUCAAGAGCUGGAAACGAACAUUGAAGAACUCAAUCAGAAAAUAUCAGAACUCAAUAACCAGCAGCUGUCCCUGCGAGCUACUUUCAACAAAAUGAGAGAGGAGAGUACACUGAUGGAUAACAAGAUUUCGAAAGCAGAGUUUGACCUUGUGCAAGUUGUCCAAGAAAAUGCAAACCUCCGCUCACAAAUUGUUCAAUCCCCAGACAAACUACAGGGAGCUUUAGAAGAGAAGAAACUAGUGCUCGAGGAAACAAAGAAAGCUGAACGAUUGGCAAUGGAGACUUUCCAGGAAAAGGCUGCCAUUCUUGAGGUUUAUGAAAAGGCGUUCAAGAAAAUGUCAAAGUCAUCUGCGCAACUGCAAUUAAUUAACGAGCAGGUAACCAAUGUGAAAGCAAUUGAGAAAGAUCUAAAAUCUCAGAAAGCAAAGUUAAGUGAGGAUGGAGCGUUGUACAAAUCACUUGAGGCGAAAGUGGUUGAGCGAGAAAGAACAGUGAAACAGUUGCAUGAAUCGCUGAAGCAGCUAGAGAAAGAGAAAGAAGUCAUGUUUAAUGAUUGGACUAAACAAUUGAAUGAAUUAAAAGUGGAAGUUGUAUCCAAAAGACGUCAACUUGAAGCCAGACAAAAUGAUGUUGAAUCAGUUGUUGCUUUGGUUGAUGAGAAUUCUGCUAAGACUAACCAGGUGAAACAAUCAGGAGAAGCUAAAGUGAAACAAUUAGCAGCUAAAUAUGAAAAGAUCGUGGAGCAGUUUCAUGAAUACACGGUGACAUUUGGAGCGGUUCUUCAAGUUUCUGAAGAGGAAAGAAGGUUUGAUUGAGUUAAAGUGAAGGUAGAAAAAGAUUGUAAUGUUUCUUCACAUUUCAAACCAAAUUAUUGUGAUAUGUAUUAUUUCUUGGAAAAUGUUAUAGUUGUGCUUGUUUCUUGAGUUUCUGAGUAUUGAAGAAAAGACAAAAUGCUUUAAAAAUCUAACAAUAUUAAAAAGAAAACUAGAUUUUGACCUGCGCUUUGAAAUCGC